GCAGCAAUGAGUGAAAGCCGGAUACAUUCCGAAGAUGUCGAUGUAGAUCCACUAUCGGAGCGGUCUGUGAUCAUUUUUGGGCGAGAUGUGAGCACAAUCCCGUGCUUCCGGAACAGCUUUCUCUACGGAAUCAGUAUCGGCAUGGGGGUUGGAUUUUUGGCAUUUCUCAAAACCUCCCGUCCACAGCUAUCUACUCACAUCGGGUUUGGCACGUUCAUGGCAACGACGUUAGGCUAUUGGUUUCCGUGUCGAUACAAUUGGUCUAAGCAAAAGUUUGAUGCUGGUCAGCUGCAACAGGCACUGCAACAGCAAGCUAUAUACGAGGGUACCGAAAAGGAACGCGAAAAACUAGAGGUAAAAAUGGAGCAUGCCUGA
Messenger RNA from Anopheles maculipalpis, 375 nucleotides. RefSeq names its product cytochrome c oxidase assembly protein COX20, mitochondrial (gene l(3)87Df). The transcript is spliced from 2 exons. Gene Ontology annotation, biological process: mitochondrial respiratory chain complex IV assembly. The record is from RefSeq and is a predicted model, not a curated record. Gene Ontology annotation, cellular component: mitochondrion; mitochondrial inner membrane. Bases 7 to 375 code for a protein of 122 amino acids. Lineage: Eukaryota; Metazoa; Arthropoda; Insecta; Diptera; Culicidae.